GUUUAUAUGAAUUAGUAAUAAAAAUCAACUUUAUUUCUACUUCACUAUUCCAAAAUAGAAAAUGUGGUUCAAUACACUGAUUAACUCUGAAGAGAUAGUAACAAUGCCCCACUCGGCAUCGUCUUAUAUAUAAGGGAUGAGCAAAUAUAUUUACUGUAGUUCAUCCAUAUCUCAAGAAUAACGGAUACAGUGGAGCAAUAUGUUCGGGUUUUUCGUUUUCAUUGUGUUUUCUGUCGCUUUCUCUUCGGCUGGAACUUCUAAGCACGUGAAACUCGUAGUUCCUGAACAACAAGCCCAAUCAACACACACUUUGGAAUUAGCUGAAAACUACGAAUCUGCAGGUUACGGUGUACAAGAAAUAAAUGUUCAAGACGCGGGAAGUGGGAAAGGAAGUUCGGGAGCAGAAUUGACAAGCUUAGCUCACAGUUCUGCAGUACAAGCCAAAAAUGCUGUAAGAAGUCAACACACUGCUGGAAGUCAAGCAGCUUUUGGAGUUAAAAGUAGCUUAGCUAGUGCUGCUGUUGGUGCCGCACAAACUGCGCAAGCUGCUCUCGUAGGUAAACAAGCAAUUGUUCAAAAUCUUAAAAAGCAAGCCGUCGACGCUCAACAGCAACUCCAAGCUGAAAUUGCUCAAUUACAUCAACUUGAAGCAGUAGCUGUAGCAGCAUCUAAAUCAUCACAAGACGCCCACUCACUACUGAACAGCCUCACGGCCGCUCUUGCAGCUGCACAAGCUGGUGCAUCCCAUGCUGAACAAGCCGCAGCUGAAGCCGGUAGCGCAGCUGCCUCCCAACACGCUAUGGUGGACGAAGCUAAACAAAAUAUAGCCCAAAUAUUGUUGCAGCUCCAAAGUUCUGUCGGAGAUCUCCAAGAAACGGAAGUUUCUGCACUCAAAGCUGCUGAAGCAGCACAAAUAGCACAAUCUAAUGCUGCAGCGGCUGGUCUAGCAGUUGCUGCUGCUAGUGCCAAAAACGGACAUAGUACAGGAGGUGGAUAUCAGCAUUCAGGACACCAUUACUGAAUUUGUUUAUUUCUGGUGAUUUUUUUUCAAUAAAUUUUAUAUAAAACUGCA
Diorhabda carinulata is the source of this 1072-nucleotide messenger RNA. RefSeq lists its product as uncharacterized. Lineage: Eukaryota; Metazoa; Arthropoda; Insecta; Coleoptera; Chrysomelidae. The record is from RefSeq and is a predicted model, not a curated record. The transcript is spliced from 4 exons. The coding region runs from base 200 to 1021 and encodes 273 amino acids.